AGCGCCAGUUGGCUGAGCCAGCACCGAGCCGAGCCAAUUCCCUUGGUGAUAGAACCUCGGCAGAUCCUCGGCUCACGCGGGCGGGGAGAAAAGGGUGGCUGCAGGCCGCUGGAACGCUGAGGAUGCAGGCUGCGGACGCGCUGGGGACAGCCAGGGGGCCGCCUACGGACGGGAGAGAAAAGUUGACUGCAGACAGGGCCAAAUUUGCAGCUGAAAUGGAGCAAGCAGCUGGUGAGCCAGUGCAAGACCAGGGCACAUGGACACAUUUGACAGAAGACACUCCAAAAGCCACAAAAUGCACAGUGAUCGGAGGCUCUGGGUUCCUGGGGCAGCACAUGGUGGAGCAGCUGCUGGCAAGAGGCUACGCUGUCAACGUAUUUGACAUUCGGCAAGGGUUCGACGAUCCCCGCGUGCAGUUCUUCCUGGGCGACCUCUGCAGCCAACAGGAUCUGUACCCAGCUCUGAAAGGUGUAAGCACAGUUUUCCACUGCGCAUCGCCCCCACCAUCCGGUAACAACAAGGAACUCUUUUACAGAGUGAAUUACGUUGGCACCAAGAAUGUCAUUGAAACUUGCAAAGAGGCUGGGGUUCAGAAACUCAUUUUAACCAGCAGUGCCAGUGUCAUCUUUGAGGGCGUCGACAUCAAAAAUGGAACCGAAGACCUCCCUUAUGCCAUGAAACCCAUUGACUACUACACGGAGACAAAGAUCUUACAGGAGAGAGCGGUCCUGGGUGCGAACGAUCCUGACCAGAAUUUCGUAACCACAGCCAUCCGCCCUCAUGGCAUUUUUGGCCCAAGGGAUCCCCAGUUGGUCCCCAUUCUCAUCGAGGCGGCCAGGAAAGGCAAGAUGAAGUUCAUGAUCGGGAACGGGGAGAACUUGGUGGACUUCACCUUCGUGGAGAACGUGGUCCACGGACACAUCCUGGCUGCAGAGCACCUCUCCAGAGACACAGCCUUGGGUGGGAAGGCUUUUCACAUCACCAAUGAUGAGCCCAUCCCUUUCUGGACUUUCCUGUCCCGCAUCCUGACAGGCCUCAAUUACGAGGCCCCCAAGUACCACAUCCCCUACUGGGUGGCCUACUACCUGGCCCUCCUGCUCUCCUUCCUGGUGAUGGUAAUCAGUCCCAUAGUCCAGCUUCAGCCCACUUUCACACCCAUGCGGGUCGCGCUGGCUGGCACAUUCCAUUACUACAGCUGUGAGAAAGCCAAAAAGGUCAUGGGCUACCGGCCACUGGUCAAUAUGGAUGACGCCGUGGACAGGACCGUGCGGAGCUUUCACCACCUGCGGAAGGUCGAGUGAGGCGGCCUGGAGCCCGGGCCCUUCCACGCAUUCCCCAGCCCAUCACCGUCUCCUCCUAGUGAGUUUCUUCUGAGCUUAGGUCUCCUCCAGCUGGUUCUAUGAGACCACACCCACCCUUCUGUGACUCCGAGGGUGGUGAAAUCAGCAGACGUUUCGUCUUCGUAGGACUGGAUUUGGAUUUCUUAAAAUAGGGCAGCUUCCUAGUCUACUGUUUUGUAUUCUCUCCCUCUCCCCCACCCGCUUCCUCCUGGGUUCCUUAUCAUUCCAGUGGCCUUGUAAACAAUCAAAGAAGCCGUAGGGAAGAAACAAGCCAUUUGCUGAUUGAGGGGGGGGGUCCUAGACUGAUUUCCAUGCAGACUGUUCAGGGAGCCACAGAUGACAGAUACCCUAGAGAAAAGCAGAAGUUAUAAACACAUGGUGAGGCUUCAAGUGUACAUUUUAAAUAGACACAGAGUUUAGAGCAAAAACUUCUAAAAAGCUUGACUAACUAUAAACCCCCCAAAUCCCUGGGGAGAAGAGCUACCGGUUGUUCAUCUCCUUACGUGCGCCCAAGUUCUCUCUCAGGUACACCUGGUGUGCCUGCCUACGGUAUUUUUUCAUACAACAUUCCUUCAUGGACACCUUUCUCUUCAUCCACAGAGCCCUGUGUCCUUUUAAUGGCAAGGUGGUGGUCUGCCCGAGUGGCAUGCCGUUUCAAGCUGUUUAGCACCUCUCCUAACAUGGGACAUUGGGCAGGUUGACAGUAAGCCAUGGAAAAGGUCAGAGAGAAGAGUGCCUCGGGCCUCCCUGGUGGCGCAAGUGGUUGAGAGUCCGCCUGCCGAUGCAGGGGAUGCGGGUUCGUGCCCCGGUCUGGGAGGAUCCCAUAUGCCGCGGAGCGGCUGGGCCCGUGAGCCAUGGCCGCUGAGCCUGCGCGUCCAGAGCCUGCGCGUGCGGAGCCUGUGCUCCGCAACGGGGGAGGCCACAACAGUGAGAGGCCCGCAUACCGCAAAAAAAAAAAAAAAAGAGUGCCUCCUUUAUCUGCUUGGCGUUUGGGCAGAAACAGCACGAGAUGAUGCAGAAAGGGCUACUUCCCUGCAGCUCAUGCUCAUAGAACCCUUCAGGCCAGUUUCUGACAGUCAUAGCACAUAUAGUGAUGCAGCGUUCUUUAUUUUCUGAUGUUCUGCUUACAGAAUCUGGUUUCUUCUCAGACUCACUGAAAUGUAACCUUAAAGGCUUCUGUUUGCUUCUCUGCCUUGGUGCAAGGGUGGGGAGACAGCUGGGGAGACUGGAAUAAAGUGAAGGCUGGAAU
This is a messenger RNA of Mesoplodon densirostris (Blainville's beaked whale), 2589 nucleotides long. RefSeq names its product NAD(P) dependent steroid dehydrogenase-like (gene NSDHL). The coding region runs from base 123 to 1301 and encodes 392 amino acids. Gene Ontology annotation, molecular function: 3-beta-hydroxy-Delta5-steroid dehydrogenase (NAD+) activity. The record is from RefSeq and is a predicted model, not a curated record. The transcript has 8 exons. NCBI's taxonomy places the organism in Eukaryota, Metazoa, Chordata, Mammalia, Artiodactyla, Ziphiidae. Gene Ontology annotation, biological process: steroid biosynthetic process.